Suillus bovinus is the source of this 505-nucleotide messenger RNA. RefSeq lists its product as uncharacterized. Bases 176 to 505 code for a protein of 109 amino acids. The transcript has 5 exons. The record is from RefSeq and is a predicted model, not a curated record. Lineage: Eukaryota; Fungi; Basidiomycota; Agaricomycetes; Boletales; Suillaceae.
AUCAUUAUAUAUAUAUAGGUAUAUAUAUAAUAUGACAUUAAUAUUAUUAACAGCUCGAGAGGUCGCACCCUAUCGAGGAUAGGCCAUUGUUUCAGCUGGUGUUGACGAGAGGGCAAAACCUUGACUCCUACAUGGAGAGAAUGCGACAAAACCGCCAUGUCGACGCCGGUGUCCAAUGAAGUUGCUGAUGUGGCUGAAACCUAACCCUAGGGUCAGGUUCUGCCCUCGUUUCAUAUGGCUGAAAUCUUUGAUAACACGCAGUGCAAGUCAUGGUACCAAGGACCCAGUGGGAACGUUAAAUGAAAAUGCUGGAGAGUAUUCAAGAGGCUUCUACUCUCAGCGCAAGGUCAUAAAGAAACUCACAGACCUGUUUGUUGAGACCAAGGAUAAUGCCAUGCAGAUCCCCAUUGACAGUAAAUCAUGCAACACCGUUGAGCCUGUCUUGAAGCCCUAUUGGUGGAUAAAUAUCAACAUCUUGCAAUCAAGCUUACAAGAGGCCAGGUGA